ACAGAAAUAGAAAGUAAAAAAAUAAUAAAUCACGACCUUUGAUUAAUAAAGAAUGACGAGUUUGAUGUUGUGUCGGAAUCAAUGUAAUUUGAAAUAUUUUCAACGGGUAGUUUCACCUCUUUCUUCCUUUCGGGGUUAUCAUAGUAGACAGGGCGUUUACGGUUUUAAACCCCAAAUCCAUGCUUCUCAUACCAAUAAUGCAGAUGGUAAAGAAGGAAAUUACCAUUUUCGAGAUCAAAAUCCCAACCUUCUUAGAUUGGUUGAGGCAUAUCACAGAUAUGGUCAUCUGAAGGCUGCUCUUGAUCCACUUAAUUUGCAAGAAACACAUAAUGUACCUGAAUUAUCUCCAUUAUUCUAUGGAUUACCUGAUACUGAACAAACUUCUGAUGUUGUGCAGCAAUUACAAAAAAUGUAUUGCAGUUCAACCGGAGUUGAGUUUAUGCACAUUGAGUCCCUUGAAGAAAGAGGAUGGUUAAUCGCUGAACAUGAGGCAAUUAGUUCCUUGGAAGUUGAUCCUGUAACAAAGAAGGAAGUAGCUGAGUCUAUGAUAAUUUCCCAAAACUUCGACAACUUUGUCGGGUCUAAAUUUCCCACAGUGAAACGUUAUGGAGGAGAAGGGGCAGAGAGCUGCAUACCCUUCUAUAGGGAAAUUUUCAAAUUGGCUUCUGCUCACGAUGCCGAGCAUGUAUUCAUGUGUAUGGCUCAUCGCGGGAGACUGAACCUGCUAACCGGUAUGCUAAAUUGCCCAUACGAACUCAUGUUUAGUAAAAUGAAGGGCCGAAGUGAACUUCCUGUUGGAACGAAGGGAAUUGGUGAUGUAUUGUCUCACUUAACUAGUGUGACAAAAUUAAAUUUCGAUGGAAAAAGUGUGUCGGUUACCAUGCUUCCCAAUCCCUCUCAUUUAGAGGCUGCGAAUCCGUUUACGGCAGGAAGGGUGCGUGCUGAACAGCAAAGGAUUCAAGAGGGUGAUUACGGCUCUGGAAAUAUGGGUGAUCGCGUGAUUUGUCUACAGGUACAUGGAGAUGCUGCCAUUUCAGGUCAAGGAGUUGUGCAGGAAACGCUUGCAUUUAGCCAAGUUCCACAUUUUACUGUUGGAGGUUCUUUACACUUAAUUGUCAACAACCAAGUAGGCUACACCACCCCUGCAGAUCGCGCUCGUUCGUCACGAUAUUGCAGUGAUAUAGCUAAAUCGAUUGGGGUGCCGAUCAUUCAUGUCAAUGGAGAUGAUCCCGAAGCGGUUGUUCGUGCCGCACGUUUGGCAUGGAACUACAGGAAAAAAUUUCGACGUGAUAUUUUCGUAGAUGUGCUUUGCUACAGAAGGUGGGGUCACAAUGAAAUGGACGAGCCAACAUUCACUAACCCCGUUAUGUAUUCAGCUAUUCAUUCUCGCGGCUGCUCCAUACCUGAUGCCUACUGCCGAAAGCUCAUAGAUGAAGGAGUUAUGGACAAAGAAGCCCAUCAAAACUUGCUAACAAUCCAUACGAACCAGAUGAGUAUUGCGUUCAAAGAAGCAGAUUCAUACUCACCUUCAGCCUCAGCAAGCUACAGCCAAGUUGGAGAACAACAGUCAAAAGCGCUUAAGACAGCAACGGGAGAUAUCACAUCCUGGGAUACUGGUGUGGAUUUAGACGUUUUACGAUGGGUGGGGGCUAGGUCCGUUCACAUACCUAGUAAUUUUUCCCUCCACCCAACGUUAAAAAGAGGCCACGUUGAUGCUCGUCUUACCAAAAUUUUGAGUGGCACUAACUUGGACUGGUCAACGGCAGAAUCUUUGGCGAUAGCCUCUUUGCUUUAUCAAGGUUAUGAUUGCCGAAUUAGUGGACAGGACGUCGGUCGUGGCACAUUUUCACAGCGUCAUUGCAUGUUAGUAGACCAACAGUCGAAUGAAGUUUAUAUUCCCUUAAACGAUCUUGGAACACCUGACGGUAGCCAAGGUCAUCUGGAGGUUGCCAACAGCAUCUUGUCGGAAGAAGCGGUUUUGGCUUUUGAGUAUGGUAAUAGUGUCGGCCGUCCGGACGCUCUGUGCAUAUGGGAAGCUCAGUUCGGCGAUUUCUUCAAUGGGGCUCAAAUUAUCAUCGAUACGUUUGUGACAUCGGGCGAGACUAAGUGGCAGCUACAGAGUGGAUUAGUGAUGGUGUUACCUCAUGGCUUUGAUGGUGCUGGACCUGAGCACUCCACUUGUCGAAUUGAACGCUUUUUGCAGUUGACUGACAGCCGAGAGGACAUUGCUGAUUGUGACGAUAUCAAUAUGCAGGUGGUCAAUCCUACCACACCCGCUCAAAUUUUCCAUUUACUUCGACGGCAAGUUGUACGCCCAUUUCGCAAGCCCCUUAUCGUCGCUGGCCCGAAAUUACUUCUUCGUUUCCCAGCUGCAGUAUCAACAUUACAAGAUUUAGCUCCUGGCACCUCAUUUCAACCUGUGUUAGAUGACACAUUGGAAUCUCCUUCGGAUGUCCGACGAAUGCUUUUCGUCAGUGGAAAGCACUAUUAUGCUCUUAACCAGCAACGCCAAGAAAAGGGGUUGAAAGACGUAGCUAUUAUCCGUUUGGAAGAACUGUGUCCUUUCCCGGCUCUUGGUAUCCAAAAGCUGGUGGCCAAAUACUCAAAUGCGAAGGAAUUUAUCUGGUGCCAAGAAGAGCCUCGUAACGGAGGUGCCUGGAACUUUGUUGAACCCCGUUUUCGCAAUGUAGUUGGUAUUAACCUUCGCUAUUCUGGCCGCCCAGUUUUGGCAGCGCCUGCUGUCGGGAUUUCUGCCCAGCACAAAAUCGAGGUAACCAAUUUAGUGAAAGACAUUUUCUCUGGUUAAACGCCUCCUUAGCAUUCUCAGCGCAAUAUCGCGGUACAUUCAUUGUUCUACAAGCUUACUGUUAAAACCAAGAUUUGGUGCUUGAUAUUUUAAAUUUAUUUGCAAAAAACUACAAAUACAAUGCUAAUAUGG
Molecule: messenger RNA, 2938 nt
Organism: Daphnia carinata
Lineage: Eukaryota; Metazoa; Arthropoda; Branchiopoda; Diplostraca; Daphniidae
Product: 2-oxoadipate dehydrogenase complex component E1-like
Exons: 16
Coding region: 53-2806 (917 amino acids)
Biological process (GO): tricarboxylic acid cycle
Molecular function (GO): thiamine pyrophosphate binding; oxoglutarate dehydrogenase (succinyl-transferring) activity
Source: RefSeq, a predicted model, not a curated record